CUCUACUCACUCUGCCUCACAACUCAACUAUUCAAAACAAACCCGCCUUCACUUCCAAGCGUUCUCCCAAUUUCCAUUUCUUCUCAAACUAACCACAACUUAUAUAGUAUAUUUAGCAUCAGUUCCAUAUAUUUCUCUCUAAACUGAAGUUGAUUCUUUCACUGUAUGUUAAAAGGAGAAAAUUCGAAUUAUUAUCGAUACACGAAGAAUGACGGAGAAUCAAUAUUAUGCACCUCCCCAUGCUGAUGCAUCGAGGCCUUCACUAGGAUUCCCUCUGGGAACUGCCCUUUUAUUGCUGAUAAUUUUCAGCUUGAGUGGCAUCUUUUCUUGCUGCUACCAUUGGGACAAGCUUCGUUCUCUCCGUCGAUCCUUCUCAGAUGGCACAGACCUCGAGGCCGGCGGUGACCCUUCAUAUUUGAAAUCUAAACAAGCACAUAUGCAUUGGAAGCAAAACCAAAUGUCAAACAUGCCAGCAGUGUUAAUGCCUGGAGAUGAAGUACCAAAGUUCAUAGCAUUGCCAUGUCCAUGUCAGCCUCCCCGACCAGAAAAGCCAGUUGAUGAGUUACAGCAGCAGCCGGCAUCCCCUAUGAAGCCACCAGAUAUGGCUGUUGGUGUACCUUUCAAUCAAAUUCGUAGUCCUUUUUACUUGUAAAUAUCAAUGAAAUAUAUGAGCAAUUUUCUAGUUCUUUUUCA
Lycium barbarum (goji berry) is the source of this 693-nucleotide messenger RNA. RefSeq lists its product as uncharacterized. The record is from RefSeq and is a predicted model, not a curated record. The transcript has 2 exons. Bases 209 to 652 code for a protein of 147 amino acids. NCBI's taxonomy places the organism in Eukaryota, Viridiplantae, Streptophyta, Magnoliopsida, Solanales, Solanaceae.